Molecule: messenger RNA, 825 nt
Organism: Periophthalmus magnuspinnatus
Lineage: Eukaryota; Metazoa; Chordata; Actinopteri; Gobiiformes; Gobiidae
Product: dual specificity protein phosphatase 26-like
Exons: 3
Coding region: 243-821 (192 amino acids)
Biological process (GO): negative regulation of MAPK cascade; protein dephosphorylation
Cellular component (GO): cytoplasm
Molecular function (GO): protein tyrosine/serine/threonine phosphatase activity; MAP kinase phosphatase activity
Source: RefSeq, a predicted model, not a curated record
CAAAACCAUAAACACAGGCAGCAUGGGCCACUGGGCGACAUCAAAUCUAGGGUCAGAUAUCUCAAGUGCUUUCAGGACAAGGCAGUGGCACUGUUUGGGCUACCUGAUCAAAGGGACUUGCAGCGUCAAAGAUUCUAGCAUCAGGACUAAUUUCCUGGGAAUCAUUUUGGGGGCUUUUAUACUUACACUUGGAUUUGAUUUUAAAACAGAUUUUUUUCCAAAACGUAUAACUGCUCAAAAAUAUGUCUUAUAUUUCUAAACUUCCUGCAUCCUGGAAUGACAUGCCACCUCCAAGAAAAAUGGAUAUUGACUUGAGUUCUCCGGGUUUAGCGGUAAACCAACUGGAAAAGCUUCUCUUCACUGGAAAAGCAAUAAUUAGUCAUGCAGACGAGGUGUGGCCCAGGCUGUACAUUGGUGAUCAACAGAGUGCAGAGAACCGGGAAGACUUAUACAAGCAUCGAAUCACUCAUGUUCUAAAUGCUGCUCACAGUAAGCGCAAAGGCCAAUCAGAGAUUUAUAGGAGAUUGCAGAUUGAAUACAUGGGAAUAGACGCACGAGACUCGUGUGAUUUCGACAUGAGUGCCCACUUCCAAUCGGCUGCAGACUUUAUCCACAGAGCUCUAAGCAAAGGAGGUAAAGUGCUGGUGCAUUGCCAUGUUGGGGUGAGCCGUUCAGCCACACUGGUCCUUGCUUACUUGAUGGUGAAACAGAAUUUGACUCUGGUGGAAGCAAUUUGUGCUAUUAAAGAAAACCGUGGGGUCAUCCCAAACCGAGGAUUUCUGCGACAGCUCAUUGAUCUGAAUAAACAACUUUUUAACUGAAUAA